Medicago truncatula (barrel medic) is the source of this 5008-nucleotide messenger RNA. RefSeq names its product putative phospholipid-transporting ATPase 9. NCBI's taxonomy places the organism in Eukaryota, Viridiplantae, Streptophyta, Magnoliopsida, Fabales, Fabaceae. Gene Ontology annotation, biological process: phospholipid translocation. The transcript is spliced from 10 exons. Gene Ontology annotation, molecular function: ATPase-coupled intramembrane lipid carrier activity; ATP hydrolysis activity; ATP binding. Gene Ontology annotation, cellular component: plasma membrane. The coding region runs from base 937 to 4569 and encodes 1210 amino acids. The record is from RefSeq and is a predicted model, not a curated record.
GUGACACUAUUUCUUCUCGGUGACCACCAUUGACGAAAAAAAAAGCUUCAUUGAUAGCUUUUUCCCGCGAAAAUAAAGAUAAAGAAAAAGAGAGAAAAAAGAAAACUUUGUUCUAUCUGUUUUACGUGGAAAUCUGUGUUAGCAUUUUCCCACUUUAUUUUCCCGGAAAAAAAGUGUAUUUUUUUUCCACUUUCUUGAAAAAAAAAACAUUGAACUAAAUAUGAAUAGUUUAUGUUCUGAAAAUGAAAUGCUUGUCUUUUCUAUACCCAAAAUGCUUGAUCAAACCUUGUUCUUGAGACAAUACUGUCAUCAUUCAAAUCUGCAGUUUUUGUAUUGUUUUUUCAUUCUCUUCUAGAACUUUCUGUUGCCGACACUAUCCUAUGUUUUGGUCUUGUGUCAGUUUUUCAUUGUAGAUUUCACAAUUUUGCAGGCCUAAUUCGGUUCAUAGUUGUGUGUAUCGCUUCUUUCUCUCUCUUGGUAGUUUUAAAGAUUGGAUUUUUACUAGUUUUAUAGUUUUGAUUUUUUUGAUUAAAUUAAGGGUUUUUGAGCAUUUUCUUGUUGGAACCUUUCUGGGGUUUAGCAUCUUUUACUUUAUUUGUUUUUUUGUUUAAUGGGUCUUUCUGCUAUUGGUUAGGGUUAUGAGGUGUUUGUGAUAUGAUAUGAUAGCAUUGUGUAGUUGUUGGAAUUGGAAGUAGUUUUUUUUUUUUUUUCUUUUUUUCUUUUGCUUUUUGAAGAAGCUCUCAGCAUUUUUAGGAUAUAAUUCAUGUCAGUGACCAUACUUUGGAAAUUGGGUUUAUGGAAAUUUACCAUUUUGACUAAGUCUAGUUUGGCAGUGACACUUGGAAUUUGAAAAACCAAUUAUUUCAGCUUAUUUUAAUUUAUGUUUCUUGAUAUUGAAUUUCAUUUUGUUGAAAAAAGGGUGGUUAAGACUUAAGAAUGAGGGGUGGAAAAAAUAGGAAGCUACAUUUAAGCAAGAUUUAUUCAUUCACAUGUUUCAAAGCAAGUUCUGUUGAUGGAGAUCAUUCACAAAUUGGUAGUAAAGGUUAUUCAAGAGUGGUGUUAUGCAAUGAACACGACACUACUACUACUACUACUACUACUGCUACUGCUUCUGAGGAAGCUGUGAUAAGGAAUUUUGCAGAUAAUUAUGUUAGAUCUACAAAAUAUACUGCUGCAACUUUCUUUCCAAAAUCACUUUUUGAACAGUUUAGGAGAGUUGCAAAUUUCUAUUUUUUGGUUACUGGUGUUUUGGCUUUCACAAAACUUGCUCCUUAUAGAGCUGUUACUGCUAUUCUUCCUCUUGUUGUUGUUAUUGGAGCAACUAUUGUGAAAGAAGGUAUUGAAGAUUGGCGUAGGAAAAAGCAGGAUAUUGAGGUGAACAAUAGAAGAGUUAAAGUUCAUAAAGUUGAUGGCAUUUUUGAAUAUACUGCAUGGAAGAAUCUGAGGGUAGGAAAUAUAGUGAAGGUAGAGAAGAAUGAGUUCUUCCCAGCGGAUCUCUUAUUGCUUUCAUCGAGUUAUGAAGAUGCAGUUUGCUAUGUUGAGACCAUGAACUUAGACGGCGAGACAAAUUUGAAGCUAAAACAAGGUUUAGAGGUAACAUCUUCCUUACAUGAGGAUCUCAACUUCAAAAAAUUUAAAGCUACUGUCAAAUGUGAAGAUCCAAAUGCAAAUCUGUACUCGUUUGUUGGGAGCUUGGAGUUUGAAGGUCAAAACUAUGCCCUUUCCCCACAGCAACUUCUUCUGCGAGACUCUAAACUUCGUAAUACAGACUAUAUUUUCGGAGCUGUUAUCUUCACUGGUCAUGAGACUAAGGUUAUUCAGAACUCUACUGAUCCACCUUCAAAAAGAAGCCGAGUUGAGAGGAAGAUGGAUAGAGUCAUUUACUUCUUGUUCUGUAUUUUGUUUCUAAUGGCAUCCGUGGGAUCUAUUUUCUUUGGCUUUAUAACUAAAGAUGACUUGAACAACGAUUCGGUGAAAAGAUGGUAUUUAAGGCCUGACGACUCUACAAUUUUCUUUGAUCCAAAAAGACCGGCUGCUGCUGCUAUAUUUCAUUGUUUGACAGCCUUAAUGUUGUAUGGUUUCUUUAUUCCCAUCUCUUUGUAUGUGUCAAUAGAAAUUGUAAAAGUCCUUCAGAGCAUUUUCAUCAAUCAAGAUAUCCAUAUGUACUACAAGGAAGCAGACAAACCGGCACAUGCUCGCACUUCAAACUUGAACGAGGAGCUCGGUCAAGUUGACACAAUACUUUCUGAUAAAACUGGAACUUUGACCUGCAACUCGAUGGAAUUCAUCAAAUGUUCGAUCGCUGGUGUAGCUUAUGGUCGUGGUGUUACAGAAGUUGAGAAAACCAUGGAUAGAAGAAAAAGUUCAUCGUUAGUUCACGAGUGUGAUAUAUCUGAAGAAGAUCACAUCAGGGUUUCUCUUGAUAAAAAAGCAGCCAUUAAAAGUUUUAACUUUACUGAUGAAAGAAUAAUGAAUGGUAACUGGGUUAAUGAACCUCAUGCAGAUGUUAUCCAGAAGUUUUUUCGUCUAUUGGCCGUAUGUCAUACAGCCAUACCAGAAAUAGAUCAAGAGACAGGAAAUGUCUCCUACGAGGCUGAAUCUCCGGAUGAAGCUGCAUUUGUUAUUGCGGCGAGAGAAAUUGGUUUUGAAUUCUUCAAAAGGGCUCAGACCAGUUUAUCGACAUGUGAGUUGGAUCCAGUUUCAGGCAAGAAAGUUGAAAGGAUGUACAAGAUUCUCAAUGUUUUAGAAUUCAAUAGCUCAAGGAAGAGAAUGUCGGUAAUAGUACAAGAUGGCGAAGGGAAAAUUUUAUUACUCUGUAAAGGUGCCGAUAGUGUCAUGUUUGAAAGACUUGCCAAGAAUGGAAGGGAGUUUGAAGAGAAAACCAUGGAACAUGUGCAUGAAUAUGCCGAUGCAGGUCUAAGAACCCUUAUACUCGCCUAUCGUGAACUUGCAGCAGAGGAAUACAAGGAGUUUGAUAACACAUUCUCUGAGGCCAAGAAUUUAGUUAGUGCAGAUCGGGAAACACUGAUUGAGGAAGUAUCGGAUAAUAUUGAGAAGAACCUAAUCCUUCUUGGUGCUACUGCUGUAGAGGACAAGCUCCAAGAUGGGGUUCCUGAUUGCAUUGACAAGCUUGCCCAAGCAGGAAUUAAGAUUUGGGUUUUGACUGGGGAUAAAAUGGAAACUGCUAUCAAUAUUGGCUUUGCUUGUAGUUUGCUUAGACAAGGAAUGAAACAGAUUAUAAUUCAUUUGGAUAAUCCAGAAAUUCAAGCUCUGGAGAAAGAUGGCGACAAAAUAGCUAUUACCAAGACAUCAAGGCAAAGUGUCCUCUCUCAGUUACGUGAAGGUGCUGCACAGCUUAGUGCACACAGAGGGUUUUCUCAGCAGGCAUUUGCGCUAAUCAUUGAUGGGAAGUCACUUGCUUAUGCACUUGAGGAUGAUAUGAAGAACAUGUUUCUCGAGCUUGCAAUUCGUUGUGCAUCUGUUAUUUGUUGUCGUUCAUCGCCAAAACAGAAGGCGCUGGUCACUAGAUUGGUCAAAUCUGGAACCGGGAAAACAACAUUAGCUAUCGGCGAUGGAGCUAACGAUGUUGGAAUGCUUCAAGAAGCUGAUAUCGGAGUUGGUAUAAGUGGUGUUGAAGGAAUGCAGGCUGUUAUGUCUAGUGAUAUUGCAAUUGCACAAUUCCGAUAUUUGGAACGAUUACUUCUGGUGCACGGCCAUUGGUGUUACCGGAGGAUCUCAUCGAUGAUAUGCUAUUUUUUCUACAAGAAUGUCACAUUUGGUUUCACUCUAUUCUUGUAUGAGGUGUAUGCAUCAUUCUCCGGAGAACCUGCAUACAACGACUGGUUUUUAGCUCUCUAUAACGUCUUCUUUUCAUCACUUCCUGUGGUCGCUCUUGGUGUAUUCGACCAAGACGUAUCUGCUCGGUACUGCCUCAAGUUUCCUUUGUUAUAUCAAGAAGGAGUGCAAAAUGUCCUUUUCAGCUGGCGUCGAGUACUCAGCUGGAUGCUUAACGGAUUCUUUAGCGCCUUAUUAAUUUUCUUCUUCUGCACCAAAGCCAUGGAGCUCCAAGCUUUUGAUCACGAGGGAAAUACUGCCGGAAGAGAAAUACUUGGAACAACCAUGUACACUUGCGUAGUUUGGGUUGUAAACUUGCAAAUGGCAUUAUCUAUAAGUUACUUCACCUUGAUCCAACAUUUUUUCAUCUGGGGUUCCAUUUUCUUCUGGUACAUUUUUCUCAUAAUCUAUGGAUCACUUCCUCCAAGGUUUUCGGAAAACGCUUACGCAGUCUUCGUUGAAGCUCUUGCUCCUUCGUCUUCCUAUUGGAUAGUCACAUUCUUUGUGGUGAUCUCAACUCUUAUACCAUACUUCUCAUACAAAGCAAUUCAGAUGCGGUUCUUUCCAAUGUAUCACGAAAUGGUACAGUGGAUAAGGUAUGAAGGGAAGACUGAGGAUCCUGAGUACUGUGCUAUGGUCCGGCAAAUAUCAUUGCAGCCAAUGACUGUCGGUUCAACUGCUCGCUUAGCUGCCAAGGCAAACCAAUUGUCGGACAAAAUUAUUAAACAUAGAUAAUAUAUUUUGAUAUAUUAUUGUUUCGGUCAUGAAAUCACGUAGUCUGUGCAUAGGCUCUUGAAAAUGGUAUUUGUCUUUGCACAUAGUCAUGAUGGAAUUUCUUGGCAGCUCAUCCCAACUAGAAGAAUAUGCUGCUUAGAUUCCCAUCCAUUGUGCAUAACAACCUACAUUUGGCUUUUUUAAGGAAAGUAGGACUGUAGAUCUGAUUUGGCUUUUUUAAGGUUACAUAGGUUUCAUAUACCUUCUUUUGCAUUACAGAUAGAAGCAGUUACUUUUUUUUUGGUCAAAGAUAGAAGCAGUUGCUGUAUAUAUAAAAGCAAGAGUUAUUUAUAGGAUGGGAUGGGAUAGAGCUGUUUUCUUUUGUAAAGAAUAGAACAGUGUUAUCAUGUGUUCUUGAGAAUUUCAUUUUAGUGCCAUCAUAUGAUUCUUUGCACCUUUA